Messenger RNA from Trichobilharzia regenti, 1530 nucleotides. The record is from the annotation of a GenBank genome assembly. NCBI's taxonomy places the organism in Eukaryota, Metazoa, Platyhelminthes, Trematoda, Strigeidida, Schistosomatidae.
AUACAGUGUGGAAUCAAGCUGUAAAUCAAAAAAAAAAUAGGAUACAUGUUAUCUACAAGUUUGGUGUGCAGCUGCAACACAACACAUGAUAGUGUUGGUUUGAGUUUCAAAAGAAAGCCCCAGAUUGUUAAGUUAAAAGUCAGUUACCUGGAACACAUUUUGUCGAUCAAAGGACGUGUAUUGCUCAACAGUUUUCUCCGUGAUCCUUCAUCGCUGUAGGUAAAAGGAGAUGAAAAGGCUAACUGUCUUUGAUUUACCACAGGUGUUUGCUUUUUAACUCUUAUUGUUAGAUGGUACGGUGGGUUAAGUUAAAUCAAAUUUAGUGCCUAGAGUGUUAGGUAAUUAGGUUGGUAAGUAAAUCGAUGAGGUUGCUAGGUGCUACAUCUAUCGAGAUGACUAAGUUAUGUGUUACGCUUGUCUAGCCAUCGGCUUCCUCGACAGGUAAUGUUAUCCGACUCAUAUUAGAGAUGGUAAAAUCAUAACCUGGAGUGAAACCAUGAAGACUUAGCCAAUCCAAUAGGGGGAGGAGGUGUAGAUUACCUGAUUGAGUGGUGUUCAUGGGAUCAUAUGAACCAAUGAAGGCAUGAAGCAAUUGUUGAUAUGGUUCAAAAUCGUCGUUGUCAAUGGCUGGCACAGAUGCAUCCACUCCUUGGGAUUUAUCAUAUCCAAUCAAAUUUUAUUGUUCUUCGAUAUUACUAUUCUUCUUUUUGCCUCAUAUCUCUGUUCACUGUCUGUAUUUUGCAUUUCUCUUUACUUCUCUUGCUUUAUCUACCACUUGGAGUUUGAUGACUCGAACUGCUUUAUAUCAGUGCAAAGCUCUGUGUUGAAAUCAGUCAGUCCUGGAUCGGUGUCCUCAAGAUUCUAAGAACACCAAUCAAGGCUGAAGACAAUCGGUGAUUAUAUACCUGAAUAUUGAUAUAGACGCAUUCACUACUUCUUUUGAUUUGUCAUAUCCUCUUGAACCAUCAUGUUCUACCGUGUCACUAUUCUUUUUCCCACGUGCAUUUCUGCUUAUUAUGGCUCUUUUGAAUAUCAAUUUUUCUAUCCACCUUGUCUUUUUUUUGUGUACUACAUGGAGUGUUGUGGCAAGCUGACCUGCUGUACUUCUAUGCAGAGAUCUAUGUUGAAACCAAGUCAAUCAGACGCUCCUACAUUUAUUUAUCGAAAUUUAUUCAAUCUAUUGCAUACAUACACACACACCUUAAGUCACUUUUGUUGUAUGAUAUGUGUCUUUCCUCUUUCAUUGUAGAUGAUGGUUUAGUCUAUGUUGAUUUAAGUAGUGAUCCUACUUUGUUUCAAUCCCGAGGUGAUUAUCAAUUCGAUAUAUAUCGUCAUAUGAAAUCACAUAAUCGAAAUAUUUGGAGAAAGUUUUCACCGAAAACUAAUGUAAUGUGGUUUCACUGCCUAACAACAAAGCUAUGCUGUGAUUUGCCCGAACUACCCUCAUCAUGUGCUGCAUCCACUUGUUAUGUAGUGGUCGAGAAUUUACUAGUCCUGACGCAAGAAAGACGGAAAUCAGAAGACCACUAG